AUGGAUCAAAAUCCAAUAAGCAAUAUGAUUAGUUAAACAAUUAAUAAGAAAUUGAUAUACAUUUGUGAACAUUGUAGAAAAAGUGAAAUUCAAAAAAAACUUGGGUAUUAUUCAUAUUCAAUUCAAAUUGAACCUAAAAAGUAAAAUUAAUCUCAUAAAUUCAACAAUAAUCUUGAAGAUAAAGAAAAUUAGAUGAUAGAUGUAUUUAAUAGAACUAAAACAUCUAAGAAUCAAUCGUUAAAGAAAGUUGAUAAAACUAGUAAAUUAAUUUUAGAGAUUAGAAUUCCUAAUCAAUAAUAAAUUUAAUAGUACAAUUAAUUAUAAUAGAAGUCUUUUAUUAAAAAAGAUAACAAGUUAAAAAAAUGA
This is a messenger RNA of Paramecium pentaurelia, 366 nucleotides long. Lineage: Eukaryota; Ciliophora; Oligohymenophorea; Peniculida; Parameciidae. The record is from the annotation of a GenBank genome assembly.